AUGGAUUUAACGCGCAGAGGACCUGAAAUGGGCGCUCGGCUGCUGCUGCUGUGGAGCUGCCUGCUGUCGGCGGUUGACGGCUCACCUCUCCUCCUGUUCGCCAACCGCCGCGACGUGCGACUGGUGGAUGCCGAGGGCGUGCGGGGCGAGUCGGCCAUCGUCGUCAGUGACCUGGAGGACGCGGCGGCGGUGGACUUCCUGUAUUCCGAGGGCCUGAUAUUUUGGACAGAUGUCAGCGAGGAGGCCAUCAAACAGACGCACUGGAAUCAGUCAUCCAACUCCCUUAAAGAGGCGCUGGGAACGGGCCAGACCGUGGUAGUGUCAGGGCUGGACAGUCCAGACGGGCUGGCCUGCGACUGGCUGGGCCGGAAGCUCUACUGGACAGACUCGGAGACCAAUCGGAUUGAAGUGGCCAACCUGGACGGCACCUCCAGGAAGGUCCUUUUUUGGAUGGACCUGGACCAGCCCAGGGCGAUCGCCCUCAACCCCGCUCAAAGCUACAUGUACUGGACGGACUGGGGAGAGGAGCCCAGGAUCGAGCGGGCUGGGAUGGACGGCAGCAACAGGAAAGUCAUAGUGGUGGUGGACAUCUACUGGCCCAACGGAUUGACCAUAGACCUGGUGGAGCAGAAGUUGUACUGGGCCGAUGCCAAACUCAGCUUCAUCCACAGAGCGAACCUGGACGGAUCGGCGCGUGAAACAGUGGUGGAGGGCACCCUGACCCAUCCUUUCGCACUGACACUGUCCCAGGAGACCUUGUACUGGACCGACUGGCAGACCCGCUCCAUCCACGCCUGUAACAAACACAGCGGGGACAAAACCAGAGAGAUCCUCAGUGGGAUUUACUCUCCCAUGGACAUCCAGGUCCUGGAGUCCUAUCGGCAGCCUUACAUCCAGACCCCCUGCAGUGACAACAACGGAGGCUGCAGUCACCUCUGCCUCCUCUCUCCAGUCCAGCCCUUCUACAGCUGUGCCUGCCCCACGGGGGUCCAGCUAAAACCAGAUGGGAAGACAUGCAAACCAGGAGCAGAACAGGUUUUGCUCCUGGCUCGACGGACUGACCUGAGGAGAAUCUCAUUGGACCUGCCAGACUUCACCGACAUAAUACUCCAGGUUGAUGACAUUCGCCACGCCAUCGCGAUAGACUACGACCCGGUUGAGGGUUACGUCUAUUGGACGGACGAUGAGGUUCGGGCCAUCCGGCGAUCCCACAUCGAUGGCAGCAAUGCCGUGAUGCUGGUUACCACGGAGAUCAACCACCCAGAUGGUAUAGCUGUGGACUGGGUUGCCAGAAAUCUGUACUGGACCGACACUGGCACUGACCGGAUUGAGGUCACCAGGCUGAAUGGAACCUCCCGGAAGAUUUUGAUUUCUGAGAACCUGGAUGAACCCAGAGCCAUCGUCCUGGACCCCAUUAAUGGCUUCAUGUACUGGACCGACUGGGGCGAGCAUCCCAAGAUCGAGCGGGCCAACCUGGAUGGAACGGAGCGGUUGGUUCUGCUCAACAGCUCCCUUGGGUGGCCCAAUGGAUUGGCGAUCGAUUACGCGGCAGGAAAGCUAUACUGGGGGGACGCCAAGACCGACAAGAUAGAGGUGAUCAACGUGGACGGCAGCAACAGGCAGACUCUGCUGGAGGACAAGCUGCCCCACAUCUUCGGCUUCACCCUGCUGGGGGACUACAUCUACUGGACGGACUGGCAGAGACGCAGCAUCGAGAGGGUCCACAAAGCCACGGCCGUGCGAGAGAUCAUCAUCGACCAGCUGCCGGAUUUGAUGGGGCUGAAGGCCACCAGAGUCACAGAGACGCACGGUACUAACGGCUGCGCGGCGGAUAACGGCGGAUGCAGCCACCUGUGUUUCUGGUGCCGGCAGGCCGUCAGCUGUGCCUGUCCCAUGGGGAUGGAGCUGCUCUCAGACCUGCAGACCUGUGUGGUGCCGGAGGCCUUCCUGCUCUUCACCAACAGGGACAACAUCAGGAGCAUUUCUCUGGGAACCAACAGCAACGACGUGCCCAUUCCUCUGACAGGAGUUAAAGAGGCCUCCGCUCUCGACUUCGAUGUGUCUGAAAGGAGAAUAUACUGGACAGACAUACAGGCCAAGACGAUCAGCAGAGCGUAUAUGAACGGCAGCUCUGUAGAACAUGUCAUAGAGUUCGGCCUGGACUACCCAGAAGGCAUGGCCGUCGACUGGAUGGGUCGCAACAUAUACUGGGCGGAUACGGGCACCAACCGCAUCGAGGUGGCCCGGCUGGACGGCCAGUACCGACAGGUUCUGGUCUGUAAGGACCUGGACAACCCGCGCUCGCUGGACAACCCCCGAUCACUGGCGCUGGACCCGGCCAAUGGCUACAUGUACUGGACGGAGUGGGUGGGUCGGCCUCGUAUAGCCAGAGCCUACAUGGAUGGUAGCACCGUCACAACACUGGUGGACAAGGUGGGCCGGGCCAACGGACUGACCAUCGACUACGUGGACCACCGGCUCUACUGGACGGACCUGGACACGUGCAUGAUCGAAAGCACCAACAUGCAAGGCCUUCAGAGGGAGAUCAUCGUCGACGACCUCCCCCACCCCUUCGGUCUGACCCAGUACCGGGACUUCAUCUACUGGACAGAUUUCAACCUGCGCAGCAUCGAGCGGGCGGACAAACGCAGCGGACUCAACCGCACGGUGGUGCUGCAGGGCCAGCUGGAGCUGAUGCUGGACAUCCUGGUGUUCCACUCCUCCCGCCAGGAGGGGACCAACGAGUGCUCCCACAACAAUGGCAACUGCGGCCACCUUUGUCUGGCCACGCCCGCCGGCGCCCAGUGCCGCUGCGCCUCCCACUACACCCUGAACCCCGACGGACGAAACUGCAGCUCUCCCUCUAGCUUCCUGCUCUUCAGCCAGAAGGCGAGCAUCAGCCGGAUGGUGCUGGGGGAGCAGAGCCCCGACAUCAUCCUGCCAAUCCACGUGCUCAGGAACGUCCGAGCCGUCAGCUACGACCCGCUGGACCGGCUGGUCUACUGGCUGGACGGGCGUCAGAACAUACGCAGGGCCAGAGACGACGGAGCCAUGUCGUCCAUGAUCGUGAGCAGCAGCGUUCAGCCGGUGGACAACCAGCUCCACGACCUGAGCCUGGACCCCUACAGCCGCCACAUAUACUGGACCUGUGAGACAACCAACACCAUCAACGUCCAGAGGAUGGACGGACACAUCGUGGGCGUGGUCCUGAAGGACGACGACGACAAGCCGCGGGCCAUCGUGGUCAAUGCCGAGAAAGGGUACAUGUACUUCACCACAGUGCAGGAGCGCUCAGCUAAGAUCGAGGGAGCCAGUCUGGACGGGACCGAGAGAGAGUCUCUGUUCACCACUGGUCUGAUCAGACCAGUAGCUCUGGCUCUGGACAAUAAACUGGGGAAACUGUUCUGGGUCGACGCCGACCUCAAACGCAUCGAGAGCAGCGACCUGACGGGAGCCAAUCGCAUCGUCCUCCAGGACUCCAACAUCCUCCAGCCGACGGGGCUGACGGUUCUGGGGGAUCAUCUGUACUGGAUCGACCGGCAGCAGCAGAUGAUCGAGCGGGUGGACAAGCUGACCGGAGAUGGACGCACGCGCAUUCAGGGACGGAUAUCAUACCUGACCUCCAUCCACGCUGUGGAGGAGAUGGACCCACAGGAGUUUGCAUCCCACCCUUGUUCCCGUGACAACGGGGGCUGCUCCCACCUCUGCAUCGCCAAGGGCGACGGCACACCGCGCUGCUCCUGUCCUGUGCACCUGGUGCUCCUGCAGGACCUGCUGCACUGUGGAGAGCCCCCCACCUGCUCCACGGAGCAGUUCACCUGCUCCACGGGGGAGAUCGACUGCAUCCCGAUGGCCUGGCGGUGCGACGGCUUCCCCGAGUGCGACGACAGCAGCGACGAGGAGAACUGCCCCGUCUGCUCGGCCUUCCAGUUCCAGUGUGACAAAGGAGGCUGCAUCGAUGCCCAGCGGCGCUGCAACGGCGAACCGGACUGCACCGAUCACUCCGACGAGCAGGACUGUGAAACCAUCUGCCCUCCAAACCAGUUCCGCUGUGGUGACAACCAGUGCAUCACCAAGAAGCAACAGUGUGACAACUACUCCGACUGUCCCGACGGAUCAGAUGAGCUCGCCUGUGAGUACGUGUCUCCUCCCUCCAGCGGCAUCCCCAGCGCCGGGCCCAACACCAUCGGCCCGGUCAUCGCCAUCAUCCUGCUCGUCUUCGUGAUCGGCGGCGCUUACUUCGUCUGCCAGCGCGUGGUGUGUCGGCGCUACAAGGGCCCCAGUGGGACGUUUCCCCACGAGUACAUCAGCGGGACGCCCCACGUGCCCCUCAACUUCAUCGCCCCCAGCAGCUCGCAGCACGGCACCUUCCAAGGUAUUUCCUGUGGGAAGUCCAUGAUGAGCUCAGUCAGCCUGAUGGGCAGCAGCAGCAGUGGAGCGCCUCUCUAUGACAGGAACCAUGUGACCGGAGCCUCGUCCAGCAGCUCAUCGUCUACCAAGGGAGCCUUCUACCCCCAGAUCCUGAACCCUCCUCCGUCCCCGGCGACUGACCGCUCUCUCUACAACACAGAGAUCUUCUACUCCUCCAACAGUCCGUCCACCACCAGAUCAUACAGACCCUACCACCCGGUCCGCGGUGCCGCCCCGCCCACCACUCCCUGCAGCACCGACGUCUGCGACAGCGACUACACCCCUCACCACCCGCCGGCCGGGCCGCCGUCAUCGGCGGGCCGCUGGAAGGCCGCGGGCCACAGCGGCCACGGCAAACACAACAAGUACUACAUGGACCUGAACUCGGACUCGGACCCCUACCCUCCGCCCCCCACCCCCCGCUCCCAGUACCUGUCGGCCGAGGAGAGCUGCCCACCGUCCCCGUCCACCGAGCGCUCCUACUUCCACCUGUGCCCCCCGCCCCCCUCGCCCUGCACCGACUCCUCGUGACCCCUCCCAGCGGCCCCCGUAUCCCCGUGAGGGAGGAUGCAGUCCGCUCGCUACAAAAGGACCGGCCUCGUCUGGCCCCCACUUUACCAGGCAAAGAACUCACGUGCCAACUUCCAGCCCUGACCGGCUCACACUCGCUGCUUUUGUUUCAGCUGGUUAGGCUCCGCCUCCGCUCAAGGUCCCCUACGUCCUGCAUCGGUCAUCUCAUCAUUCCAGUCCCCUCGGAGCUCUCAGGGGGACCAGCAUCGGAUCAGCUCUACCGGGUCCUGCUCUCACUCGGCCGUUGGAAGUCUGAGACCCUCCCUGCCCCCCCGCAGGGCACGAAGCAGGAGGCAACGUGUGAAUACGGGCUCUCCACCAAGACAGGGAAACCUCCUUCUCCAUCAAAAGACCUCCACCUGUCCAAACUCUCAGGAGCUCCUCGCCUCCACUAAAACGGCUUCUCCUUGUUGCAGGACUGUGUCCAUAGUGUUCAAGAACAAAAAUCAGAGAGGAUUAUUUCAUUCACCGCUCUGCACGGAACCACGUGAGCGAGCGACGGACAGCCGAUGAGGAUAAAAGAGGAAACAUUGACGUGUGGAGGUCUGAGUGGACGAGCGGGCGGGUGGAACAGGGCCAAGUGUGAACACGUUUUAUAUCAUGUUUGUUCUUCUGAAAUGGUAUCCCUCACAUUUCAAAUUGUGAAUUAUUUUGUCGUUGAACACGGGGGGUCGGGGGGGGGGGCUUUGAAGUGGUGGAGCUUUUCCCCAAAUCAACUAAGAGACUAAUCUGCCAACAAUCCUUCCUUUUAAUUUCCCGUGAAAGCACCGUGUGACAACAACAUACCAAAUGAAUAUCGACGUGUAAAGCUAUUGUACAUAUGUGUAAUGAAGUCAAGGAUUGAGUUGUGAGAAGUGAAUAUGAACCUCUGCCGUCGCGUCUUUUCACCCUCGUCGUCCCGUUUACCAAAAGUAUGUUUGCUGCUAUCGUGUACAUACUCUUAUCAGUUAUUAUUAUGACGUAUAAUUAAACAGAAAGCCCCACAUUUCCACUCUCAUACUGACAGUAGAUCAUGAAGCUAUUUUACAGUUAAUAACAAAUUAUUCUUAUAGCGGCUUUUGUUAUUCGUAUUUCUGUUUGUGUGUAGAUGAAUUGCGUAUGUGUCAGUGUGUCGUCGUGUUUGGGUUUGAAGGAGUCUUUUAGUUCAGAGCUGCAGGAAUCGAACCGACGGUCUCGGUGUGCUGGAGAUGCAUUUGUGGUUGUUCAGAAUCCGCCAGGGCUCGGAUCAGACGGACGAACAUGAAUUUCUUUUGUAAUUUACUGUUUUUUAUCUUGAGUUGCAUGCAUACUAAUAACUGAAGUACGCAAAUUAAGGGACGAAUGCAUCAGCGGUGGCUUCUCGUUUGAACCAGUGAAGUGAACCACCUUCCAAAAAUGAUUAAAAAACGUCGCCACUGCAGACCUGAAGCCAAAGGGUUGAUAGGGAGCUUUAGGUCUUUUUUUCAAUACAUGGUGCAGCAUGUUUUCUUGUUUUCUUUCCCCCGCAUCAUUUUAUAUGUGGAGACCAACAGUGUCUCCAGGGUCAACCCAGCACUUAAUAUCAUUAUGUUGUAAUAUUAUCUGCACGACGCCUGGUAUCAAAAAGUGGGAAGACGUUUUAUGCACUUACAAAAAAAAAGAAAGAUCUCAUUAUUUCCCAGGAAAUCAAGGAAGGAGGAGACGGUAUGAGCUGUGGAGUCAACGCAGUAUAAAUAGAGAGAGAGACCACCAGCCGGCCUUGUUGUGACCUCGGGUCACAGUUUGAGCCACAGGACUCCACCGUCCUCCAUGCUGUCAGCGACCUUUCUGGAGCUCUGAGCAACUCAUUUAUAUGUUAAGGGCUGCAGGCCCACCUCAAACCACUGUCAGUAAAAACUCCUUAAAACCUGUAUUUGUUGUCUCCGUUAAAAAUGCUUUGUGUAAUGUACACUUGUGACAAUUUUUUUUGUAUCAAAAGCAUUUUUAUAUAAUAAAGGUUCUAUUUUAAGGAA
Molecule: messenger RNA, 6950 nt
Organism: Cyclopterus lumpus (lumpfish)
Lineage: Eukaryota; Metazoa; Chordata; Actinopteri; Perciformes; Cyclopteridae
Gene: lrp5
Product: low density lipoprotein receptor-related protein 5
Exons: 29
Coding region: 1-4941 (1646 amino acids)
Molecular function (GO): protein binding
Source: RefSeq, a predicted model, not a curated record